Molecule: messenger RNA, 3854 nt
Organism: Gadus macrocephalus (Pacific cod)
Lineage: Eukaryota; Metazoa; Chordata; Actinopteri; Gadiformes; Gadidae
Gene: tjap1
Product: tight junction associated protein 1 (peripheral)
Exons: 8
Coding region: 1067-3064 (665 amino acids)
Biological process (GO): Golgi organization
Cellular component (GO): trans-Golgi network
Source: RefSeq, a predicted model, not a curated record
GGUAAGGAGGUGGUCUCCAGCGUGUUCAGACCUAGAGCUGUGGUCCCUGCCCCCUGGAGGAGGAGGAGCCUCACUAACCCCUCCCCCUCCCGCUGCCGCCCGCCCUCUCCAGGCUGCGGGGCGUGGCGGGCGUGGCCGGUGGGCGUCGCCCUCUGACAGCGACCUGGAGGUGGAGUCCAGCUUCUCCAGCCUGGACCUCCCUCGGGCCUCCUCCACCUCCACCCUGGGGCUGCCGGCCCCCGGGGGGCCCCACCAGGGUGGGGGCGGGGGGGAACGGGCGGGGAGUGCCUCCCCCACCCUCUCCUUCAGGGAGGAGGUCGAGAUCCUGUCCCCCGGGGAUGCGCGGCGGGGCGGGGGGCCCCGAGGCGGCGGCCCCCCCAAGAGCAUCCUGAAGCGGCCUGGCGCUCGCGGCAGAAAGUCCCGGUCGGCCGAGGUGCUGGACCAGAGCCGGGCCCCGGGGCGCGGCCGGGCCCCCGCCACCCGGUCCAAGAGCCGGUCCCUGGAACGGACGGACCUCCGCCGCGAGAGGAGGGCCUCACUGCCGGGCCCCCCCCCCCCCUCCUCCUCUUCCGGCGGCGUUGUCCCCGGCGACUGGAACUGGAGGCUGGGGGCUCUGGAGGAGAAGGUGAAGUUCUCGGGCUUCCUGGACGACAUCACCUGCAGCGUGCUAAGCCCCGCCCACUUGGAGCUGCUGGGCAGGAAGCAGCCGUCGCCGGAGAGGCGGGGCCGGGGCUGGAGCCAGGGGCCCAGGCGGUCAGGGGCGGGGGGGGGGAGGCAGGGGCCGGCGGGCCAGCGGCCGUGGGACGGAUGGGUGUCGCCUCUGCACCGCGAGCCCUGCCCCGAACAACAAGCCACGCCCACUCCCUGUCAAAGCCAGUACGGAGGGGAGGGGCCUCGAAAACACAGGGCGUGGCCUAAAGAAGAGGCUCUGGACCCGGGUCCACAGGCCGAGAGACGAGGAGGGCGGAGAGACCCGGAACACGCGGGGCGGGGCCAGCGCCCGCAGCAGGAAGUACCGGUGCCACACAGGAAGUCGGGGGGCAUACCUUGUCCUCCGACACCUCACAUGGAUCAGAAGACGGACCCUAGCGUCUCUAACUUAUCCCAGAUCAAGGAGGCGCUGUCGGACGCAGACAGGAUCAGAAUCCUCCAGCUGCAGAAUGAGGAGCUGCGUCGCUGCAUGUCUCAUGGCAACCACAAGAUGGAGUCCAUGGAGGUGGAGUUUGAGAACAGCCGUCACUACAUGCAGACGGAGCUCAGUCGCACCCAGGACGACCUGGACAAGAUGAGGGACAAGUUCAGGAGACUCCAGAACAGUUACACAGCGUCCCAGCGAGCCAAUCAGGAUCUAGAAGAGAAGCUCCACGCCCUGGCCACCGUCAGCCAGACCUGGGUCCAUGCACUGCGGAAGGUGGAGCGGGACAAGAAGACCAUGGACCAGGAGAUUGUGGAGCUCACCAACAAGCUGCUGGAUGCCAAGAACACCGUCAACCGCCUGGAGGAGCUCAACGAGCGCUACAGACAGGACUGUAACCUGGCCGUCCAGCUGCUCAAGUGCAACAAAUCUCACUUCAGGAACCACAAGUUCUCUGACCUCCCGUCGGAGCUGCAGGUCAUGGUCCAGAGGCACAUGAAGAGCAGCCUCCCGGAGGGGGGGGGGCCCUCGUCCCUGGGCCCCCAGGAGCCCGACACCCUGAGCCUGACGCCGGCCGACGUGGUGCCCACCUCGGUCAUCGCCCGCGUGCUGGAGAAGCCCGAGCCGCUGCUGCUCAACUCGGCGCAGUCCUGCAGCGCCACGCGGCCCGCCUCCGAGGACGUGUUCGUCCACGUGGACAUGACGGGCCCCGGGGCCCCGCGGCCCAACGGGGGGGCCCCCGGGGGCCAGCACAACGGCUCGGCCGGCCGGCGCCCCGAGACCCCCCUCACCCCCGGCGGCGGCGAGGAGGGGGGCGGCGCGGGGGGGCGGGGCGGUAACUCCUCCUCCUCGUCCUCGUCGUUCGAGAAGCUGAGCCCCUACCCGGCGCCGCCCCCGCCCCACCACCCCCACCCGCUGUACCCCGGCCGCAAGGUCAUCGAGUUCACCUCCGACGACAAGGUGAAGAUCCCCAAGAACUCGCCGCUGCCCAACUGCACCUACGCCACGCGCCAGGCCAUCUCCCUCAGCCUGGUGCAGGCCGACGCCCCCCCCAGCCCCGCCCACUCCGACUCCGGCUGGCGCUCGGCCGCCUCCUCCUCCUCCUCGCCGCCGCCACCGCCGCGCCCGCCCGCGGCGGCGGCCCCGGGCCCCCUCUCCGGGGGGUCCAGCCCCUUCAGCUCGCCGCCCCAGCCCCCCAGCUCGGCCAGCUCGGAGGAGGACCUGCUCCUCAGCUGGCAGCGCAUGUUCGUCCAGAAGGAGGCGCCGCCGGCCGCGCUGCAGCACCGCACCUCCUUCAGCCGCGACUCGGCCCGCCAGCUGGGCCUGGGCGGGGCCUCGGGCGGGGGCGGGGCCGCCGAGCGCCAGCGGGGGGGCGUGGCCGCGUACUCGGACGGCGAGGAGGGGUCGUCGGCGCCCAGCUGGACGGCGAGCCGCGAGUCGAGUCUGGACACGGACAGCAGCAGCGUGGCGGACCCCCGGCCCGGCAGGGGGCACCCCCCCCCGCCGCCCCCGGCCGGCCUGGACCCCCGGGGAGACCCCCCGCACACGCCCCAUGACGCCGCCGCCGCCGUCGCUAUGGCGACCCACGGGGAGCCGCUGACCCCGACGCCGGCGCCCGUGAUGCAGCGCGAGGAGUCGACUCAGGAGGAGGAGGAGGAGGGGGAGGAUGAAGGGGAGGGGGAGGAGGAAGAGGGGGGGUCGGUGGGGAGCUGGGCGGAGGAGCGGGACGUCCUUCCCUGCGACCUCCCCGUCAUCACCCCCACCCGCCACCUGGAGUACCCCCCUGACCACGCCCCCCCGCCCCCGCCCGCCCCGGGCUACACCCCCCCGGGGCGGGGCCAGAAGAACCCCAAGAGGAUGGGGGUGCACCACCUGCACCGCAAGGACAGCCUGACCCGCGCCCAGGAGCAAGGCACCCUGCUGGACUAGAACCCUCAACCCCCCUCGACUGACUGCUGGCUCCCCUCCUGGUUUCUAUGACGACCAUCCAGACUCCUCCCACCGCCCCCAUCCAGGAAAUAGCCAUACUGCCGUAUGCUGCCGGCUCCUGCACACACACACACACACACACACACACACACACACACACACACACACACACACACACACACACACACACACACACACACACACACACACACACACACACACACACACACACACACACACACACUCUCUCUCACUACGACUCUUUCAGUGCCUAUCUCUGUCUGGGUGGAGGGGGGUGGGGUGUUGUUGCUCCGCCCCCUCUCUCCUAUUGGUCAGCCCUCAACAGAAUGUUCCGAGCAACAUGGCGCCACCAGAACCCGUCUCCCCCCUCCCUCCCCCACAAACUGUCGCCCUCAUGGGGAGGUGAUGUCAUAGUAUUGAUUUAUUAUCGUUUUCCAUUGAUGAUCCAGUGUUGUUAUUAGUGUAGUUCUUCGGUUUCUCAUCGUGUCUUUUUUGCGUUUAAGAUUUAACUUUAGCUCCGGCCAUCGCUGGUGAUGUCAUGGAUGCUCCGCGCGUCACGUCACUCAUCGAUCGGUCAGGUUCUGGAUCGAUCACAUCUAUUGAUCGGGGCUGUCCUGUGACCUGGACGUGAUUCAUGUCCACACACACACACACACACACACACACACACACACACACACACACACACACACACACACACACACACACACACACACACACACACACACACACACACACACACACACACACACACACUCUAUUACAUUAU